Molecule: messenger RNA, 3597 nt
Organism: Parastagonospora nodorum SN15
Lineage: Eukaryota; Fungi; Ascomycota; Dothideomycetes; Pleosporales; Phaeosphaeriaceae
Exons: 7
Coding region: 1-3597 (1198 amino acids)
Biological process (GO): gluconeogenesis; pyruvate metabolic process
Cellular component (GO): cytoplasm
Molecular function (GO): pyruvate carboxylase activity; ATP binding; metal ion binding
Source: RefSeq, a predicted model, not a curated record
AUGGCUUCGCUUGUAACUGAUAAGAAUGCCUCGUCGGCCAUUGACGAGAAUGAUUUCGACGAGGAGCAUGGCGAGCACCACCCCCACCGCAACUCGGUGCACCACCAGCUGCGAGCGAGCAGCUCCAUUAUGCAGCUGAAGAAGCUGUUGGUCGCCAACCGAGGAGAAAUCCCCAUCCGCAUUUUCAGGACAGCCCACGAGCUGUCUCUGCACACAGUCGCAGUCUACAGUCAUGAGGACCGCCUCAGCAUGCAUCGGCAGAAGGCUGAUGAGGCAUAUGAAAUCGGCGCUCGCGGCCAAUACACUCCUGUCGGAGCUUACCUGGCCGGCGACGAGAUCAUCAAGAUCGCAGUCGAGCACAAUGUGAACAUGAUUCACCCCGGCUACGGUUUCCUGUCAGAGAACGCCGAAUUCGCGCGGAACGUCGAGAAGGCCGGUCUUAUUGUGAGACCGUCUCCUGACACCAUCGACGCACUUGGCGACAAAGUCUCCGCCCGAAAACUCGCCAUCAAGUGCAAUGUCCCAGUUGUGCCUGGUACGCCUGGCCCAGUCGAGAAGUUCGAAGACGUCAAGGCCUUCACAGAUGAAUUCGGUUUCCCCAUCAUCAUCAAGGCCGCAUUCGGAGGUGGCGGCCGUGGAAUGCGUGUAGUCCGCGAGCAGUCGACGCUCAAGGACUCGUUUGAGCGCGCAACUUCAGAGGCCAAGUCCGCCUUUGGCAACGGCACUGUUUUCGUCGAGCGCUUCCUCGACAAGCCCAAGCACAUUGAAGUCCAGCUGCUCGGUGACAACCUUGGCAAUGUCGUACACUUGUACGAGCGUGACUGCUCCGUCCAGCGUCGUCAUCAGAAGGUCGUUGAGAUUGCUCCGGCUAAGGAUCUCCCGGUUGAGACCCGUGACAACAUUCUGGCUGAUGCCGUUAGACUCGCUCAGUCUGUCAAGUACCGCAAUGCGGGUACUGCUGAGUUCUUGGUCGACCAGCAGAAUAGGUACUACUUUAUUGAGAUCAACCCACGUAUCCAGGUCGAGCACACCAUCACAGAAGAGGUCACUGGAAUCGAUAUCGUGGCUGCACAGAUUCAGAUUGCUGCUGGUGCAUCACUUGAGCAGCUCGGUCUGACCCAGGACCACAUCUCCACACGCGGUUUUGCCUUCCAAUGCCGUAUCACCACAGAAGACCCGGCACAGAGCUUUGCACCAGAUACCGGAAAGAUUGAGGUCUACCGAUCUGCUGGUGGUAAUGGUGUAAGAUUGGACGGAGGAAAUGGUUUCGCUGGAGCCAUUAUCACUCCUCACUACGACAGUAUGCUUGUAAAGUGCUCGUGCCGUGGUUCCACAUACGAGAUUGUCCGCCGAAAGAUGUUGCGUGCGCUCGUUGAGUUCCGUAUUCGUGGCGUCAAGACCAACAUCCCCUUCUUGAUCAAGCUCCUCACACACCCCACAUUCGUUGACGGACAAUGUUGGACGACCUUCAUCGACGACACUCCUGCGCUCUUCGAUCUCAUCGGCUCCCAGAACCGUGCACAGAAGCUCCUCGCAUACCUUGGAGAUCUUGCAGUCAACGGCAGUCAGAUCAAGGGACAAAUCGGCGAGCCCAAGUUCAAGGGCGAAAUCCCCAUUCCCAAGAUCUUCGACAGCGCUGGUAAGCAGGUCGAUACCUCUGCACCAUGCGCUACAGGAUGGAGGAACAUCCUUGUCAAGGAGGGCCCUGCAGCAUUCGCAAAGGCUGUCCGUGCCAACAAGGGCUGCUUGAUCAUGGACACCACAUGGCGUGACGCCCAUCAGUCGCUGCUAGCUACCCGUGUACGAACAGUUGACCUGCUCAACAUCGCCAAGGAGACCAGCCACGCGUAUGCCAACGCCUGGGCUCUCGAGUGCUGGGGAGGUGCCACGUUCGACGUGGCCAUGCGCUUCCUCUACGAGGACCCAUGGGAGCGUCUGAGGAAGAUGAGGAAGCUUGUACCCAACAUUCCCUUCCAAAUGCUUCUCCGUGGUGCCAACGGUGUCGCAUACUCAUCGCUUCCCGACAACGCCAUUUUCCACUUCUGUGAGCAGGCAAAGAAGAACGGUGUCGACAUCUUCCGCGUUUUUGACGCUUUGAACGAUGUUGAGCAGCUUGAGGUCGGUAUCAAAGCUGUUCUCAAGGCUGGCGGUGUUGCCGAGGGUACCGUGUGUUACUCCGGAGAUAUGCUGAACCCCAAGAAGAAGUACAACCUCGAGUACUACGUCAGUGUGGUCGACAAGAUCGUGGCCAUGGGCGCUCAUGUACUAGGUAUUAAGGACAUGGCUGGUGUUCUUAAGCCUCGUGCGGCCCGUCUUCUCAUUGGUACCAUCCGUGAGAAGUACCCCGACCUCCCCAUCCAUGUGCACACUCACGACUCUGCCGGUACUGGUGUCGCCUCCAUGGUGGCUUGUGCUGAAGCUGGUGCCGAUGCCGUCGAUGCUGCCAUCGACAGCAUGUCUGGUAUGACUUCCCAGCCCAGCAUUGGUGCCAUCCUGGCGUCUCUUGAGGGAACCGACUUCGACUCUGGUCUCGAUGUCCACAUGAUCCGCAACCUGGACGCAUACUGGGCCCAGCUGCGUCUGCUCUACUCUCCCUUCGAGGCUGGUCUCACUGGCCCCGACCCAGAGGUCUACGAGCACGAGAUCCCUGGUGGUCAACUCACCAACCUCAUCUUCCAGGCUUCUCAGCAAGGUCUCGGUGAGCAAUGGGCGCAGACCAAGAAGGCCUACGAGCAGGCCAACGACUUGCUCGGCGACAUUGUCAAGGUCACACCUACCUCCAAGGUUGUUGGUGACUUGGCCCAGUUUAUGGUGUCCAACAAGCUUUCAUACGAUGAUGUUCUGGCCAAGGCCGAGCAGCUUGACUUCCCAUCCUCAGUCCUGGAAUUUUUCGAGGGUCUGAUGGGUCAGCCAUACGGCGGCUUCCCUGAGCCUCUCCGAUCACAAGCUCUCCGUGAGCGAAGGAAGAUGGAUAAACGACCUGGUCUGUACCUUGACCCCGUUGACAUUACCAAGGUCAAGGCCGACUUGAAGGCCAAAUGGGGUGAUGCCACCGAGUGCGACGUAGCAUCCUCCAUUAUGUACCCCAAGGUCUUCGAGGACUACAAGAAGUGGACCUCCAAGUACGGUGAUCUCUCCGUGCUCCCCACCCGCUACUUCUUGUCUCGCCCAGAAAUCGGCGAGGAGUUCCACGUUGAGCUCGAGAAGGGUAAGGUGCUCAUCCUCAAGCUCCUUGCUAUCGGUCCGCUGUCCGAGCAGACCGGUCUUCGUGAGGUCUUCUACGAGAUGAACGGCGAGACCCGUACUGUGACCGUUGAGGAUCAGCACGCGGCCAUCGACAACGUCUCACGACCAAAGGCCGACCCCACCGACAGCAGCCAGGUUGGUUCGCCCAUGUCUGGUGUUUUGGUUGAGGUCCGUGUCCACGAUGGCAGCGACGUCAAGAAGGGUGACCCAGUUGCUAUCCUUAGCGCCAUGAAGAUGAUAUCUCAGGAAAUGGUCAUUUCAGCUCCUCACUCCGGAAAGGUCAGCAACCUGUCUGUCCGCGAGGGCGACUCGGUCGAUUCUGGCGACCUUGUCUGCAAGCUUGUCAAGUGA